Messenger RNA from Mesocestoides corti, 423 nucleotides. The record is from the annotation of a GenBank genome assembly. NCBI's taxonomy places the organism in Eukaryota, Metazoa, Platyhelminthes, Cestoda, Cyclophyllidea, Mesocestoididae.
AUGUCUGGUGCAGUUUCCGUGGGACACCUUACGGGAAGAGUUGUUCUUAUAAUCGAGAAGGAGACCAAAGUGUGGCUGGGGGAACCAUUAUCGGCUGAGAAAACAAAGGAGGGCAUUGUGGACCGCUUUUCAGAGCGCGGUGGAGGGACAACGGAUGUGUCGGCUCCUGAGUCGAUCAAGAACCGCAUACCUGUUGACUUGUCGGGUAGGAAAAGGCGGCGGUUUAAGUGCCCAUUAGAAGUUGACGCCAUUACUGCCGGGCAUUCCCGUUUCCUGACCGUGCGAGAAAGUCUGAAACACCGUACCUACACAAGGGCCUACACUGUCGGGCUGCGCGGCCGAAAGUUACAAGAUGCCAACGCAAACCUCGGGACGACGAGCGUGAAGGGAAUCUUCGGCGAGAAUGUGAGAGGUUCCGUCUAA